Molecule: messenger RNA, 3190 nt
Organism: Cloeon dipterum
Lineage: Eukaryota; Metazoa; Arthropoda; Insecta; Ephemeroptera; Baetidae
Product: hemicentin-1-like
Exons: 8
Coding region: 297-2099 (600 amino acids)
Biological process (GO): cell-cell adhesion
Cellular component (GO): cell-cell junction; plasma membrane
Molecular function (GO): cell adhesion molecule binding
Source: RefSeq, a predicted model, not a curated record
CGUCAAGAAGCAGAGAGGGCACCCGGAGCGGCACUCUCGGCGCGGCCAGUCAGUCAGUCUCUCUCGAACCGCCGGGGUGCAGAGAGGGUUUGCCGUGUCGCGUCUGCCAGUGGCUGCGCGUGCUUCUCCACCGAUCGCUGUCUGCUCUGUCAGCCACUGCGUUCUCCGAGGUUGCGAGGUUGCGUGCCGGGCGCGAAAUGAUCGGCCGCAGGUGUGAGUGACUCGGCGCCGUUCGCAACUUGGAGUGUCCGCCCGCCCGCCCGCUCGCGUGCAGACCGACGAGAAGCCGUCGCGAUAUGAAGACCGGCACCAUGGUGUCUCGCUGGAUAGCCUGCUUAAUCAUUCUUCUGGCGGCGUUCGUUCAAAGGCACGCAGGCUUGACGUCCCACUCGCUGCAUCACCACGGGGCGCCGUACAGGCCGCUGGAGGAAGGCGACUCAAAGCCCGAGUUGGUCGUGCGGGUGCACGAGGAGGUGGUGCUAGCGUGUGACUCGGACGCGCAGCUCACCUGGAAGCACAACGGCAAGACAGUGCAGCGCACCUCGAUCUACCACCUGACAACGGACACGCUGCGGAUCUUCAGGGUCGGCCCGCAGGAGGAGGGGUUGUGGCAGUGCGAGGAGCGAGACCCCAAGAGUAAGGAGCUGCUCGCGACCAGGGCUGUUUGGAUCGUCAUCAUGGACGCUCCAAAAGGUUCGUACCUGACGGCCGAAGGGAAAGGGAAAGUCGGACCGUGGUUCAACAUUAAAGAAAACACAGCCCUGCGGAUUCGUUGUGUCGUGGAAGGCGGACGUCCAUCGCCAUCAUCCUUUGAAUGGUGGCUGCAGACGCCGGACGGCGAGCUGGACAGUCUGGCCAACUACUCCACAGGCAACAAUCUUCAGCUGGACAAAAUCAGCCGACAGCUCCACAACUGCACCGUGAGCUGUUCCGUGUCCCACGUCGCCUUGCCGACGCCUCUCAACGCUUCCACCAAACUCAACAUUACAUACAGCCCGUCGUUCGUGAUAAGCCGGCUGCCGGGCUUCGGCUUCCCGCUCUACGAAGGCAUGGCCGUGUCCCUCAAGUGCGACGUCGACUCCAACCCGCAGGCCUCGCACCGCUGGAUGAAAGACGACGGGGAUCCUCCAGUUCCUCAGACAAAAGACGGCUUUCUCAAUUUCACGUCCAUCAGCAGGGAGCACAUCGGCUGGUACAAGUGCUCGGCGCAGCACUCGCUGGGAACUUUUGCAUCCAGCGGCUACUAUCUCAACGUCAGAUAUGAAGAGAUCCUGACCAAGCAGCCUCCACGUCAGGUGGAGGUGGCCCUCGGCGGGGGCGUGACCCUGGAGUGCGCAUCCAGCGGGGUCAGCACGUCCGGUCCCAACUGUUGGGGCCGUCUCAGCGGCAACCGGCUGGAGGCAGUGGGGGCAGGGCCCCAGCUGCGUCUUGACAGCGUCCUUUAUCAGGAAGCCGGCGCUUACAGAUGCGUCGCCCCUGCAAAGCCAGAUCCGCUGCUGCUCGAGAGGAAGGCCAUGCUGCCGCCGGACAUUGAGGUUGUCGUCACAGGUCAGCCAGUGGUGUACCCCGUUAGGAGGAACCUGACCGCGGUCGGCGGCAGUCAGCUCUCCCUGUCGGUCGAGUUCUGCGCCAACCCUGAAGCAACGCACGCUUUCUGGCUCACGCAGAAUGUCGUCCUGAGGCCUGGACAGGAAGGUGGCGGCUACAUAGCGCAAAAUGUUACGGAAGGGGACUCGACGCACUGCAAACGAGCCGCUUUGACCAUCCCCGAGGUGCUGGCCGAGCACGCUGGCGAGUACCUUUUCAUCGUUCGCAGUCCACGCGGCAUGGCCGACGGCACAGUGCAGCUGAACGUGUCGCGCGGGUCGCACAGUCCGAAGCGCACGUGGUCCAGCAAGCCGGUGCUGGUGGUCGCAAUGCCACCCCCGGCACGACCCGUGCAGGAGGAGGCGGCCGCCGCCGUCGUGCCCCCGAGGGACGUGCACGACGAGCCGCCGCCCAAGGUGUCUAUGAUGCCGAGUUCCCGCGGGACGACCCACCUCGCAACACCACUCGUUUUCCUCAGUUGUAGUCUUGCGGCGACGAAACUGUUUGUGUGAUAAAAUUUGAUUGAACCAUCAGGGCUUGAUUUUUCCGCGCGAGUUUGAUUGAGAGCAGUCCUUCCAGCGGUUUGGUGCCCUCCAGUGUUUUCUCCUCCUGAAAUGUGUAUUUUGAAAGGAAAUGUUAUAUUAGAGGCUUUUCAUUUUUCUUCAGGUAAAAAACAAUUACAAUUAACCAAUUUAAAUUAGGUAUGUAAAAUUAGGAAUCAGGUAAUCCCCAUCAAAAGUUCGUCCAUCGUACUUAUUUGUUCGUAAAAAAAUGUGUCACUUUCCUCCUUCAGUCCGAUUACAUUUACAGAUGUGUAUAAUGGGUGUAUUAAAGGUAGGGUAUGUAUUUAUGCUUUCGAGGGUGUAAGACUGUGAUUCUCUUUAAAAACAAGAAAUAGGAGAAUUCAACACGAGGGCUUCUACGGAGUUGUUCAAAUAUUUUGUUUCUUUUCUUCCGCCUGCUGGAAAUGAUGUAUUUUUGCAAGUAGGAAAGACAUGUCCAUCCAAACGCACGUUGAAAUUAAUCGCAUUCUAAGCCAAACGCAGGUGCGAGACGGAACACGUGGACGUACUAGUACUUUUAAGUACGGACAAUACAGUGUGCGAUUGGAGAGCACUUAGCAUAAAGCGACGAUUGAUUGCAGAGGACUGUGUUCAAAAGUGAAAGUGUUGAAUGAGAGAACCAUAAUUUUCGGGAGUGAAAUUAUGUGGCUGCUUCCGUGUUGAACUUGAAUUAAAAAAUAUCUACCAUUGGAGAUUUAAAGCGUUGUUAUGUGAUAUAAUGAUAAUUAUGUAAUAAAACGAUAAGUUAUAAGAUUUCACCCUAUAAUAAAAUGUACCCCUUGCGUGUUGCACAAACGAGAAGCGUGGACAAGUGAAAAAUUCGAAAGUGAUAUUGGCAGCAGAUGAGAAUUAAGUGAAGAUUUCACUCUUUUAAAAUAAAUACACCUAUACGAGCAGAAAAUAACAGGAGCGUGAUUGUUGCGAAACUGUCCACUCAAAUUGUAUUGUAUAUUGAAUAUCAGAUUUUUUGGUGUAUGCGAAAAAUUGUGCAUGUGACUAAUUGUUUAUAAAAUUUCAGUAAUAAAAAUGUUUUCACGAAA